Molecule: messenger RNA, 803 nt
Organism: Tupaia belangeri chinensis (Chinese tree shrew)
Lineage: Eukaryota; Metazoa; Chordata; Mammalia; Scandentia; Tupaiidae
Gene: COMMD2
Product: COMM domain containing 2
Source: RefSeq, a predicted model, not a curated record
CGCCGGAAGUGGCGAGGGCGGAGCCGGCGCUGUUGGGUACAGUCGGCCGCCCAGCCAAGAUGCUGUUGGACUUGUCCGAGGAGCACAAGGAGCACCUGGCCUUCCUACCGCAAGUGGACAGCGCAGUGGUCGCCGAGUUCGGGCGGAUUGCGGUGGAGUUCCUGAGGCGAGGCUCGAACCCUAAGAUCUACGAAAGCGCCGCAAGAAAGCUCAAUGUGAGUAGUGACACGGUGCAGCAUGGUGUCGAAGGAUUAAUAUAUCUCCUCACUGAGAGCUCAAAGCUCAUGAUUUCGGAACUGGAUUUCCAAGACUCUGUUUUUGUUCUGGGAUUCUCUGAAGAACUAAACAAAUUGUUGCUUCAGCUUUAUCUGGACAACAGAAAGGAAAUCAGAACCAUUCUGAGUGAACUGGCACCAGACCUUCCUAGUUACCACAGCCUUGAAUGGCGACUAGAUGUACAGCUUGCAAGCAGAAGCCUGAGGCAACAGAUUAAGCCAUCGGUAACUAUGAAACUGCACCUUAACCACAGUGGGGACCACACCACCAAAAUUCUGCAGACAGACCCCGCCACCCUGCUUCACUUGGUUCAGGCUGGAACAAGUGUUAGAGGAAAUGAAGACUAACCACUGCAGGAGAGUCGUCCGCAACAUCAAGUAGAACCAGCUCACAGCUUUUGUCCCUUUGUAUCAUUUGUCAAUUGAUGAUAUAUAGAAAUCACUUUUCACCAUUAACUUUUUUAUUAACUGGUGGUGAUAAAUACAAUAAGAUUUCGUGAAAUCUCUUGUUCCAGACCAUUGAGUCCA